Messenger RNA from Geosmithia morbida, 1356 nucleotides. RefSeq names its product CENPB protein. The coding region runs from base 1 to 1356 and encodes 451 amino acids. The transcript has a single exon. The record is from RefSeq and is a predicted model, not a curated record. Lineage: Eukaryota; Fungi; Ascomycota; Sordariomycetes; Hypocreales; Bionectriaceae.
AUGGCCGACGCAACGACGUCCACCACGGACCCGGCCCUGACAGGGCCUAGCAGCCCAGGUCCCAACCCCAGUGCCGCCAACAACAACCAUAAUAGCCACGGCGAUGGCGACGGUGAAGACGCAGAGGGCACUAGCGAGCUGCCAGCAGCCGCGGCGGGCGUAUCUUCAUCGUCGCCCCCAGCCGACGGAGGAGACACAACCAUGGCAGACACAACGACGGGCGGAGAAGACGGGACUGGCGCGGGGGAAUCCAACGCCAAGGAGCGCAACUCGCUGACGCUGGAAAAACGCCGACACCUGCGGCUGUGGGCAUUUGGCCAGGCGGUGCGGCCGUCGCACCGUGCCUGCAUAGACUGGUUCUACGGGCAGUACGGGCAGCACAUAAGCCAGUCGACCGUGUCACACUCGCUAUCACCCAAGUACGCGCGGCUGGAUGAUAGCUCGCAGCUGUCGGGCUCCCGACUGCGGCUGGGCAACUGGCCCGACGUAGAGAAGCUGGUGCUGAGAUGGUAUCAGCAAGGCCUGGCGACGGGCCGACAGCCUACCAACGAUGAGCUGGGCGACAAGGCAAAGGCCAUCUUUAAGCAGCUGCCUCGGUACAAGGAUGAGAACCCCCCCGAGUUCUCGCCGGGGUGGAUCCACCGCUUCAAGAGGCGCUACGGCCUGCUGGCUAGGCGCCAGCGCCGUCCCAGCGAGAACCCGGCCGAGGAUGUCCGCUACCUAGCCGAGUACGUGCCGCGCUUUAUGGACAUCACGCCCGACACGAGCCUUCCCUCGAUAAGGGAGCAGGUACUCCGCGUCAUCGGCGUCGAUCCUAGCCUCCACAUCUGCGCCCUCGUCCGCGACGAGGUCAUCCGCCGUCUCUCGAAUCCCGGGGGCAAUGGCACUGGUAACGGCGAGGGUGUCACCACCGCCACCACCGCCGCCGCCGCUGCGGCGCCCCCCAUGUCCCCCCCGCCCAUCAUCCCCGCCAUCCCUGCGCACCCUGAUCAGCCCCUCUAUGCCGACGACGACCCGGAGGUUGUCUUGCAGAAUGCCUUGCGUCAGCUCCAGCAGGAGGAGCAGGCUGCCGAGGAGCAGGCUGCCGCCGUCCGCGAGGAGCGGGAUAACACCGACACCGCCGGUCUCGCCCAGCAGGCCAUGAUCGCUACCCCCAACGGCCGCGCCAACUCUGACCCCCGCUAUGCUACACCCGCGCACGAGAUGGGGCCCGAUCUGACCCUGACGCCUAUCCACUCUGAGGGACCACUGGCGUCCAGCGAGCGGCCUAUCCGCUGCCCGUUUUGCGUCAACCAGCGUAUGCUGCGCAGUAUCAAGGAAUCUGUGGAGCACAUGUCGACGCAUGUCGUCGUUUGA